Molecule: messenger RNA, 708 nt
Organism: Necator americanus (New World hookworm)
Lineage: Eukaryota; Metazoa; Nematoda; Chromadorea; Rhabditida; Ancylostomatidae
Exons: 4
Coding region: 1-708 (235 amino acids)
Biological process (GO): double-strand break repair via nonhomologous end joining; mitotic DNA integrity checkpoint signaling; replication fork processing
Cellular component (GO): site of double-strand break; condensed chromosome; nucleus
Molecular function (GO): single-stranded DNA endonuclease activity; histone H3K36 methyltransferase activity; single-stranded DNA binding
Source: RefSeq, a predicted model, not a curated record
AUGUUGUUCGCUCUGUUGAGGAAGAGCAUGUCGAGUGUCAGAAAGUCCGCUUCACUUGGAUUUAUAGCGGCGACAGUCGAUCAGGGCAAGCAGUAUGUCGUCUAUGAAUCGCUGGACAAAAGGGUGUUUCUACGACAUUUCGAAAUCAUGCGCUUGAAAUUUAACUCCUUCGUUUUCAUCAUGGGCUUCAAAGCCGGAAACAAGGAACUCGAAGAUGAGACUCGUUCUGGUCGACCGACUGCAACAUCGUUCGACGAACUGAAGAAUCUGGCGGAGCAACAUCCGUAUGAAGGUGUGCGGUAUUUUGCUGCCAGUCUUGGCUGUUCGCUGUCUACCGUGAGCAAUAGACUGCGAUCUCUCGGAAUGGUGAAAAAGCUCGGUCGGUGGCUCCCAAAUGCAUUGAGCGACGGCAACCGCCAAAGACGCCUAGACUUCUACACUCAGCUGCUCUCCAGAAGCUUCAGAUUCGACUGUUUCGAACUGCUGCCGGACAACGCGACAGUUACUGCCGAGGUCUACUGCGCUCAAUUGCAAAGACUGGCCGACAAGAUCCCUAAGGAGCACUCGAAGUUCGACAACGUUCGCGUGCUGCGCGAUAACGCCCGCUAUCACAUCGCUAAGAAGGCUUACCAGGAAAUUCUGGAGCUCGGAUGGAAGUUCUACCGCACCCACCGCACAGCAUCACCUGGAAGAGAAGCGCUACGAUGA